AUGCGCGGCGCGCUCGCGGCGCUCGUCGGCGCGCUCGCGGCGUCGCGCAUCGCGCGCGCUUCGUCGCAGGGUGUUGAGACACCGCCGCUGAACGCGCACGUGAGCGCGCGCGCGCGCGUCGCGAGCGCGGGAAUGGACCCGAACAUCGAGGCGACGGCGGCGGCGUGGUUCGCGAAUCUCGGGUUCCGCGUCCUCGAGGGCGCGACGGCGACGACGCGGGGCGCGUGGGGAGGGACGGCGCGCGAGAGCGACGCGCGGUUCGCGACGUCGUAUUGCCUGGACGCGAGCACGAACACGAGCGCGCUGGAGGAUUACGAUUUCGUCGGGUGGUUGCCGGUGUCGAACGCGAUCGAGGACGUCAUGAGCGAUCGCGUCGACUUUAAGGUGGUGCUGUUCGAAACGAUGGCGACGGAGUGGUGGGAGCACGCGAGGACGCGAGCGGAGAGCGCGAAGGCGCUGGGAGACGCGUGCGGAUGCGGCGCGGGGGCGACGCGGUCGACGGCGUCGACGUGUGGGAACGAGGAUUAUCAUUAUUGCGAUAUUUAUCCGUGCGUGUGGGAGCGCGCGUUCGGGAGCGCGACGCCGGACGAGGAGACGUGGAAGACCAAGUACAUCGAGCGCGUGCGCGAGAUCAAAUCCGCCGCGCCGCCGGGGCGUUUAUUGACGAUACCGAUGACCGCCGCCCCGGUCGGGCACGCCACCGCGGUGAAGAUAUCGAAACUCAUAGCGCAGUUCCUCGAGAUCACGGACGAUCUCGACGCCUUCGGCGAGGCGUACCCGUUCCUUCGUCGCGAUUUGAACGGCGUCGCGCUCAGCAACGUCUCCAUCGCGUGGGUCGCGUUCGUCGUCGUCGCCAGCGCGUACAUCGGUUUCUUCGCCAACAAGAGCGAUCCGGCGAGGCGAUUCCACGCUCGCGCGUCGACGCGCGCGACCAAACCAAACUCAACUUCCGAAGCGCCGCACACGUCGACGAUGCCCGACGACGGCGCGCGCGCGGCGGACCACGCGCGAGGGCAGCGAAAGCUCGAUGAGUUUCGACGACACAAAGCCGAGGCCAAGGCGCGGUCGAGCGAGGACGCGCGCGCGACGCGCGACGACGAGAAGGCUGCGCCGAGCGAGGCUGCGGAGAAAAAACACGACGACGUCGCCGUCGUCAAGCAAAAGCUCGUCAAGGCGGUGAAAAAGGGGAAAGCGAUCGAGGCGGAGCGAGACGCGGCGCGCGCGCGCGCGGAGGCGGCGGAGGAGGCGCGGGAUGCGCUGAUGAAGGAGUUGGAGGUGGUCAAGGCGGAGACGGGGGAACGAGCGGCGGCGCGAGAGGAAGCGGAAGUCAUGCGAGAGCAGUUGAAACGAAACGCGGAGGCGUUGGCGUACGCGAAUGAUGAAUCACGCGAGGCGGCGGAUGCGGCGCGCGCGGUCGCGAAGAAAAUGGAGGAAGAGCUAGAGACGUUGCGCGCGGCGCUGCGGGAGGCGACGGCGGGCGCGGAGAAGGCGUCGCGAGGCGAGGAAGAAAUCUCAAAGCUUCGAGAAGCGCUGCGAGAGGCGAGCGAAGGCAAAGCGUCGGCGGAAAAGCAAGCCGAGUCGUUCAAGCGCGCGGCGGAACAGACGACGAGUGGGGCGGAAUCUAGGGUGUUGGAAUUGAACGCCGAACUCGACGCCAAGUCGACGAAAUUAUCCAGUCUCGAGGCGGAACUUCUGGCGCUGUCGAGCGCGGCCGAAGACGAAAAGUCUGCGUUGGCGGCUGAAAAUAUUCGGCUGGCGAGUAAAUUAGAUGAGGGCCGGUUGGCGCUCGAAGAGGUGGAAAAGGAGAAGGAGAUGUAUCUCGCGGAAUGCGAAAGAGUGUUGCAGCAAAACGAACAACACGAGCGAAUGGCGGAAGAGUUGAAGCAACGAUUGAGGGAGUCCGAGAUGAAAGCAGAGGCACACGCCGAUGAGAUGAGUUCACUCAAGACAUCCCAGGACGCGAACAAAGCCGUCGCCGAGGCAGAAAAACGCAUCGCCGAAGCGCAAUCGCAAUUGGCGAUGGUACAAGAUGACGCGAGCCACAUGCAAGCGGCGGCGGAAUCGCAGGCGAAGGAACUCCGUACGAAGAUCCAAAGUCUGGAAGCGCAAAUCCAAAGUUUGGAAGUGGCGUUGCAAGCGCAACGAGCGACGCCGACGCCACCGAGCGCUACCGACGAAUCCAUCGGACUACGCCAAGAGUUAGAUUCGGCGAAUCAACAAAUUAAGCAGCUUCAGAGUUUGCUCUCGGACGCUCGCGCAAGCCAAGCCGCCUCGAGUUCCUUCACGAACAAAAAGAACGAAGACUUCGCGGACACAGAUAUCGAGGGCGCAGUUCUCACGGGCGGCUCAUACGCAUUCGUCCCGCUUCAAAAUCAGAUGAAGUCGUUGACAAACGCGCCGAUGCUCCACCACCCGAUUGCGCUGGAAGUUGCGAGUAACUUUGACAGAGCAUCUGUGUACUUGCAACGACGACCGUUCGUCCGUCUUGCGCUUUCCGUGUACGUCUUCAUUCUGCACUUGAUCAUUUUGUUUUAA
Messenger RNA from Ostreococcus lucimarinus CCE9901, 2535 nucleotides. RefSeq lists its product with no specific name. The record is from RefSeq and is a predicted model, not a curated record. The coding region runs from base 1 to 2535 and encodes 844 amino acids. The transcript is spliced from 2 exons. NCBI's taxonomy places the organism in Eukaryota, Viridiplantae, Chlorophyta, Mamiellophyceae, Mamiellales, Bathycoccaceae.